Messenger RNA from Alternaria burnsii, 2088 nucleotides. RefSeq lists its product as uncharacterized. NCBI's taxonomy places the organism in Eukaryota, Fungi, Ascomycota, Dothideomycetes, Pleosporales, Pleosporaceae. The record is from RefSeq and is a predicted model, not a curated record. The coding region runs from base 1 to 2088 and encodes 695 amino acids. The transcript is spliced from 3 exons.
AUGAACGCGCGCGCGACCGCCCAGACUAUUGGCUUCAACAACGAGGGUGGGAGGAUAGCUAUUCAGGCGGCAGAGUACCAUGUCCACGGGGACAACAUCGUAAAUCAGGCACAAGAAGGUGGUCUGGAGAAGCUACCGUACGCCGCCGAAGCGCCGUUCAACGCGUAUACCCGGCAGCACGACCCGGAAUGCCUCCCUUCCACGCGAACCGCGCUCUUGGACGACAUAUAUACGUGGACCGAUGGACACGAUGAGCGAUGCGUCUACUGGCUAAACGGUCUAGCUGGUACCGGAAAGUCAACAAUUGCGCGGACAGUAGCUCGUAGGCACUAUAAGCGGAGGAGCCUAGGAGCCAGCUUCUUCUUUAACAGAGGUGGCGGCGACGUUAGUCAUGCGCGCAAAUUCGUAACGAGCGUUGCUGUCCAGCUUGCAUACAAUGUUCCAGUAUGUCGUCAGCAUAUAUGUGAUGCGAUUGCAGAGCGCCCUGAUAUCUCGAAUUCCACGUUGCGCGACCAGUGGCAGCAACUCGUCCUUCGUCCGUUAUCCGCGCUCAACACUUUGGGCAAUAUCACUGCUUUAGUUCUGGUUAUCGAUGCUCUGGAUGAGUGUGAUGACGACGACGAUAUCCGGAUAGUUAUUGAAUUGCUGGCUGAAGCGCAAGUACUCAGCGGACCGAAAGUGCGCGUAUUCUUGACGAGCAGGCCUGAAGUAGCGAUCCGGCACGGCUUCUGCGAUGUGCCAGAUACAUCACAUCAGUGUUUCGUGCUGCACCACAUCGCAUCCUCUGUUGUCGAUGCUGAUAUCGAGCUCUUCUUGAAGCACAAUCUUGCAAUCACUGGUCGAGAACAACGCCUGCCCGCUGGCUGGCCCGGCUCUGAGAUAGUCGCAAAGAUGGUGCAAAGGGCUAAUGGUCUCUUCAUCUGGGCUGCAACCGCCCACCGGUUUGUUCAACAAGGCAGACGUUUUGCGGCACGAAGGCUGGAAUUUAUCAUUGAGGGUGACACAGACACGCAAGGAGAACCCGAGAAACAUCUUGAUCAAAUCUACAUGACCAUUCUGCGAAGCUCACUUCGUCCAGAGUAUUCAGAAGGAGAAGGAGAAGAGCAUUGCAAGAAACUAAGAUAUGUUCUUGGAACCUUGGUAGUAUUGAAAGCGCCGCUCGCAGCGGAAGCACUAGAGAAGCUGCUAGGUGUUGUAGAAGAAGGUAUCGGGUCGAUAAUCGAAGAUUUGCAUGCCAUCCUUGAUGUGCCAGCAGAUAAAUCGAGACCAAUACGUCUCCAUCAUCCUUCGUUGCGCGACUUUCUGCUCAACAAAAGACGAUGUACUGAUACCAGAUUCUGGAUAGACGAAGCACAAAUUCAUACUGCAUUGUCAUCGCGGUGCAUAGCACUGAUGACAGGCUUUUUCAAGCAGACAGGAGGAACCGAUGCCGUAACAGCUGUACAGAAUGGCAGGGUCUUAUGUUCAGAGCUAAAAAAGCUGCGAAAGGAGAUGAGGAACAGGAUACGGAACUUGACCGAGUUCUACACGGCGAAUCUUGCGGAGUUGCAAAACGAUAUGAGGGAUCCAAAAGUCGCAGAGCGAGGUCUGACAACCACAAAGAGCUAUAAGAGACUCGAUUACGAGGGUUUGAAGUCUCUCAAAAAGAUAUUUUCAAAUGCUAUAUCAGUGUAUGAAGGUAUCCUGGAGGGAUUUGAAGCCCUUAAAUCAAUCCCUGGUCAUGAUGCCGAAUCACCAUACUCCGUCGAGCUACGGUACGCGGUGUAUAACUGGGCUCGUCAUCUCAAACAAAGCGGAAGGAAGCCCAUUGAUCAUGGAGAAGCUCAUGCUUUCGUCAGUGAGUAUUUCUGGGCCUUGUGUUUGAUGAUUACUUCUUGGUUGCAAUUCUGGGCAUGGAUGAGCAACAUAAAGUGUGUCCAGGAUUGUGUUUCUGAAGAAGUUGCUCCUCUAUUUGCCGCUUUCCUCCAGGGCAAAGAUGUGGCAAUAUGUAUUCAAGAAUUGAAAGGGGUCGGCACAGCUAUAAUCGAGCUCGAAAGAUUGAUGAGCGAUUUUAGCAAUAUGCUGAAUGCAGUAGAAAUAGAUGCGUAG